This is a messenger RNA of Erinaceus europaeus (western European hedgehog), 3534 nucleotides long. It is a transcript of the gene PTPRN, whose product is annotated as protein tyrosine phosphatase receptor type N. Gene Ontology annotation, cellular component: secretory granule. Gene Ontology annotation, biological process: protein dephosphorylation. The coding region runs from base 80 to 3034 and encodes 984 amino acids. The record is from RefSeq and is a predicted model, not a curated record. The transcript has 23 exons. Gene Ontology annotation, molecular function: protein tyrosine phosphatase activity. NCBI's taxonomy places the organism in Eukaryota, Metazoa, Chordata, Mammalia, Eulipotyphla, Erinaceidae.
CUGGCCCCGCCUCGGGCUCUGGCUGCAGCCGGCGUCGCUGCGGCUCGGGCAGGGGAGCCAGCGCGGAGCGGGGAGGAGGAUGCGGCUCCCGCGGAGGCCCGGGGGGCCCGAGGGUCUCGGAGGGGCCGGGGGUCUCCGGAUGCUCUUCUGCCUCCUGCUGCUGAGCGGUCGCCCGGGAGGCUGCAGCGCCAUUAGUGCCCACGGAUGCCUGUUCGAUCGCAGACUCUGCUCUCACCUGGAAGUCUGUAUUCAGGAUGGCUUGUUUGGACAGUGCCAGGCAGGAGUGGAGCAGGCUCGGCCCCUUUUGCAAGUCACCUCCCCUGUGCUCCAGCGCUUACAAGGAGUGCUCCGGCAGCUCAUGUCCCAAGGACUGUCUUGGCACGAUGACCUUACCCAGUAUGUGAUCUCACAGGAGAUGGAGCGAAUCCCCAGGCUUCACCCCACUGAGCCCCGGCCAAGGGACAGACCUGGCUCAGCGCCCCGGAGACCCAGCCCCUCGGGGGAGCUAAUGUUACAGGGCAUCCCCACUGGCUCCAUGCCUGCUGCACCCUACCGGCUCCCCAGGCCUCAGGUGGGUGGAGACGGAGCUGGGGCUGGGCCCCCCCUCUCCUCUCUGCCGCCUGAGCUGCUGCCUCCCAUCCUGGAGCACCUGCUGCUGCCUCCGCAGCCUCCCCACCCUGCCCUGAGCUACGAGCCUGCCCGGCUGCAGCCCUACCUGUUUCACCAGUUUGCUUCACGCGAUGGCUCCUCGCGGGGUUCAGAGAGCACCCCGGGAAUGGCCAGUGUUGGCCCCCUGCCCAAGGCUGACCCCCCAGGCCUCUUCAGCAGAACAGCCCCCAAGGGUGUGUUUGGGGCCCACCCUGGCCUCCCCUAUGGGGACUCCCCAGGGCCUUCGCCAGCACAGCUCUUCCAGAACCCAGGGCUGCUCUAUCUGGCCCAGGAGCCACCUGUGUCCAGCAGGGCCAAGGCACCCAGGCUUCCAGAGCCAGGGGGCAGCAGUCGGGUGGGGGGCUCCCCUGAAAGCCUGGAGGAGGAAGGACCCGAGGCCCAUGGGGACAAGCCUCCUGCCCCUGCAGAACAGCCAGAUGGGACCCUGCAGAGGCUGGCAGCAGUGCUGGCAGGCUAUGGGGUGGAGCUGCGCCAGCUGACGCCUGAACAGCUCUCCACGCUCUCUGCCCUGCUGCAGCUGCUGCCCAAGGGCACAGGGCAAAGUCCGGGAGGGGCUGCAGGUGUCGGAGCUGACAUCAAGAAAACAAUGGAGGAACAGGUGGAGGAUGGUAACACAGCGGAGCCUCCACCGCCCACCCCCUCCCUGCCUGGAUACCCCACUGCCAGCCCCACCUCCAACAGAGCCCAGGCAGUACUGAGCUCAGAUUCUUCCGAGCCCCCCAAAGCUGCAGCCCCCCCUGCCACACCUGUUGUGCUGGAGAAGAAAAGUCCACUGGGACCGAGCCAGCCCACGGUGGCAGGGCAGCCCUCGGCUCGGCCAUCAGCAGAGGAGUAUGGCUACAUUGUCACCGACCAGAAGCCCCUGAGUCUGGCUGCAGGAGUGAAGCUUCUGGAAAUCCUGGCUGAGCAUGUGCAUCUGUCCUCUGCCAGCUUCAUCAACAUCAGUGUGGUGGGGCCAGCUCUCACCUUCCGCAUCCGGCACAAUGAGCAGAACCUGUCUUUGGCCGAUGUGACCCAGCAAGCUGGGCUGGCGAAGUCCGAGCUGGAAGCACAGACAGGGCUGAAAAUCCUGCAGACAGGAGUGGGACAGAGGGAGGAGGCAGCUGCAGUCCUCCCCCGUCCUGCCCACAGCACCUCUCCCCUGCGCUCGGUGCUGCUCACUCUGGUGGCCCUUGUUGGGGUGGCCGGGCUGCUGGUGGCCCUGGCAGUGGCUCUGUGUGUGCGGCAACAUGCGAGACAGCGCGACAAGGAGCGCCUGGCCGCCCUGGGACCUGAGGGCGCCCAGGGCGACACCACCUUUGAGUACCAGGACCUGUGUCGCCAGCACAUGGCCACCAAGUCCCUGUUCAGCCGCGCCGAGGGGCCACCGCCCGAGCCGUCCCGGGUGAGCAGCGUGUCCUCGCAGUUCAGCGACGCGGCGCAGGCCAGCCCCAGCUCACACAGCAGCACUCCGUCCUGGUGCGAGGAGCCGGCGCAGGCCAACAUGGACAUCUCCACCGGCCACAUGAUUCUGGCCUACAUGGAGGACCACCUGCGCAACCGGGACCGGCUGGCCAAGGAGUGGCAGGCUCUGUGUGCCUACCAGGCGGAGCCCAAUGCCUGCGCCACGGGCCAAGGCGAGGGCAAUGCCAAGAAGAACCGCCACCCUGACUUCCUGCCCUAUGACCACGCGCGCUUCAAACUCAAAGUGGAGAGCAGCCCUUCUCGGAGUGACUAUAUCAACGCCAGCCCCAUUAUUGAACACGACCCCCGGAUGCCGGCCUACAUCGCCACGCAGGGCCCGCUGUCCCACACUAUUGCAGACUUCUGGCAGAUGGUGUGGGAGAGUGGCUGCACUGUCAUCGUCAUGCUGACCCCGCUGGUGGAGGAUGGCGUCAAGCAGUGUGACCGAUACUGGCCAGAUGAGGGCUCCUCCCUCUACCAUGUGUAUGAGGUGAACCUGGUGUCGGAGCACAUCUGGUGCGAGGACUUUCUGGUCCGCAGCUUCUACCUGAAGAACGUGCAGACCCAGGAGACGCGCACGCUCACGCAGUUCCACUUCCUCAGCUGGCCGGCAGAGGGCACCCCUGCCUCCACCCGACCCCUGCUGGACUUUCGCAGGAAGGUGAACAAAUGCUACCGGGGCCGCUCCUGCCCUAUCAUUGUGCACUGCAGUGAUGGUGCGGGGAGGACAGGCACCUACAUCCUCGUUGACAUGGUACUGAACCGCAUGGCGAAAGGAGUAAAGGAAAUUGACAUCGCAGCCACACUGGAGCACGUGCGUGAUCAGCGGCCUGGCCUCGUCCGCUCCAAGGACCAGUUUGAAUUCGCCCUGACAGCUGUGGCAGAGGAAGUGAAUGCCAUCCUCAAGGCCCUGCCCCAAUGAGGCCCCAGGGAGGCGCCUCCUCCGUCCUCUGCCUAUGUGAGCAUCUAUUGUGUCCUCCCCCCACACACACUCCUCCCGCACCUAGGCUUAUCCCUACAGAGCAAGCCCAGCCCUUCCCAGAAGAGAGGAGGUUAGAGGGAGUGGGGCACGAGCCAGAGUGUGGGGUAUCCACAGGGGAGCUGGCGCUGGCAGCUAGCCAGGAGACAGGCAGUCUAUCCAAAUCUUCUCCUACCAGAGUUCCCUGGCCCCCAUCUCCCACUUUUCACAAGCCUUCCAAAAUGCCUGUGUGAGAACAACCCCUACCCCCCCAUAGAUGGAAUGGAUGGAGGGACCCUCUGCCACCCUGCCCUGCCUCUGACACCCAUGCGCAGACCUCCCAUCCCCAAGCCCAGGCCUCCUCCCACGGUCCACUCAGCUCUCCCCCUUCUGGCACAAGAGAACGUUUCUAGAAAAAUCUACUUUUGUAUCCAUGUGAAUAAAGUUUGUGUGUGGUGUGCACA